Malassezia pachydermatis is the source of this 384-nucleotide messenger RNA. RefSeq lists its product as hypothetical. The transcript has a single exon. The coding region runs from base 1 to 384 and encodes 127 amino acids. Lineage: Eukaryota; Fungi; Basidiomycota; Malasseziomycetes; Malasseziales; Malasseziaceae. The record is from RefSeq and is a predicted model, not a curated record.
AUGCGUGCCGCUAUCAUUACUACUAUCUUCACUCUUGCUACCGCCGUCAUUGCUGCUCCUGUCCCUGCGGAGAAGCGUGGCUCUUGGCACCCUCGCAGUGCCAAGAUUACUUGGUACAGCGGCAACAGUCUGUCGAACCCAUACUGCGGUGGGCCGACUCCGACUGAUCAGGACAUGGUGGCGGCUACGGGCUGGGACUCCCCCUACGGCUGUGGUGACACAAUCACGUUCGACUACUACGGCCACAAGGCCACUGUCACUGUGGUUGACAAGUGCGAGGGCUGCCACUCGGGCGCUUGGUUCGAUAUUAGCAAGGCUGCUUUCUCGAAGCUUGCUGAUCUUGAAGUUGGUGAACUGAUCAAUGUUGACUUUUACAAGUACUAA